This is a messenger RNA of Lycium ferocissimum, 1817 nucleotides long. RefSeq names its product F-box/kelch-repeat protein SKIP30. Lineage: Eukaryota; Viridiplantae; Streptophyta; Magnoliopsida; Solanales; Solanaceae. Bases 569 to 1606 code for a protein of 345 amino acids. The transcript is spliced from 4 exons. The record is from RefSeq and is a predicted model, not a curated record. Gene Ontology annotation, molecular function: protein binding.
AUGGAUGAAGUUAUCCCUUUGGUCCAAAGAAUAGAAAAAACCAAACCAAUGACAAAAUGAUGGAGUUGGAAUAUCCUUUCGUGCCUAAUUCUAUUCUUCUUUUAAUUUCCUAGGGUAACCGCAUGUAUACUUUCCAAAAACACUCCGUUGUAUUAAUUGUCCUAAAACACUUGCCUUAAGCACAAAUCCAUUUAUCAAUUGUUUUUUUACAAAACCAAGGCAAAUCUAUAACACCCAGUAAUUGAUUUUUUUGUUCCUCAUUUGUAAACACAUCAAUACUUUUUUCAAGAAAGGUAUAGUCCAUAUCUUCUUUCAGCUGUAAUUAUUGAAGGGUUCAGCUUGUUGAAUUUUGGUGGAGGAUUAAUUAGCAUGUUACUGCACUUCCUGUUUACACUACCCAGUGCAGAGAAGUGAAAUCAAAGGGAACCAAGAGGAGAGUGCUCACAUCUGUAGAAAGUAGCUGAGGAGAUAUCACACAGGGAAAUGGUUUUGCCCAGGUUGACUUUCAAACAAGAAAUUUUAUCACUGUUGGUUCAGUAUUAUUGAGGUAGAUGCAAGCUUGGUAGUAAUGUCUGUACUCAUUGAAGGGCUUCCUGAUGCUGUUGCCUUAAGGUGUCUUGCACGGGUUCCGCUAUAUCUUCAUCCCAAGUUAGAACUUGUUUCCCAUUCCUGGCGAGCUGCUAUUCGAAGUAGUGAACUAUUCAAGGCAAGAAAGGAGGUUAAUUCAUCUGAAGAAUUUUUAUGUGUCUGCGCCUUCGACCCUGAUAAUAUAUGGCAACUUUACGAUCCUAUGCGUGAUCUUUGGAUUACCCUGCCACUUCUUCCCUCAAACAUCAGACAUCUUGCUCACUUUGGUGUGGUUUCUACUGCUGGAAAACUCUUUGUUCUAGGUGGUGGUAGCGAUGCCGUGGAUCCAUUGACUGGUGACCAAGAUGGAAGUUUUGCCACUGAUGAGGUCUGGUCAUAUGACCCCGUGACCCGAGAAUGGAGUCUCUGCACGUCUAUGAUUGUGCCUCGAGCCAUGUUCGCUUGUUGUGUGUUUGAUGGGAAGAUAGUUGUUGCAGGGGGUUUUACUAACUGCAGAAAGUCAAUUUGUAGAGCAGAAAUCUAUGAUCCCGAGAAGAAUGUUUGGGAUCCAAUCCCUGAUCUCCAUCACACACACAACUCUGCAUGCUCAGGAGUGGUUAUUGGCGGUAAAGUUCACGUAUUGCACAAAGGUUUGUCAACCGUUCAGGUUUUGGAAAACGUGAAACAGGGUUGGACCGUGCAUGAGUAUGGUUGGCUCCAAGGCCCGAUGGCUGUUGUUAAGGGAGAGCUUUAUGUACUGAGUCAUUGGCUCAUUUACAGGCAGGAAAGAGAAACAAGGAAGAUGGUAGUUUCAGCAUCUGAGUUCCGUAGAAGAAUUGGAUUUGCAAUGAUAGGUCUGGGAGAUGAUAUCUAUAUUGUUGGAGGGGUUAUUGGACCCGAGCGAUGGAAUUGGGACAUUAAAUUGCUGUCUGAUGUUGAUGUUCUGACACUUGGGAGUGAGAGGCAAGUGUGGCGUCAAGUUACUCCAAUGACAAGGUGUAGAGGUACGGUCCUUGGCUGCACGCAGAUUAGACUAUAGGUCAUGUAUAAUGGAUCGAAUUCCAUUGCAGUUUUCGAUACCUUGAAUGCUGGCGAUUUUUAGCAUGAAAAAUACACGUAUUUGCAUCAAGGAGGUUUCGUUUCUCAAAAUUUUCGUUUCCUUGUGUUGUCUGUAUGGAGAUAAAUUAGUUUGUUGCUCUGCUUGAUUCUUUUCUAUAAGCAAUGGGUAUGUUUUGUCUAUUGUCAGCAAA